Paramuricea clavata is the source of this 10816-nucleotide messenger RNA. The record is from the annotation of a GenBank genome assembly. NCBI's taxonomy places the organism in Eukaryota, Metazoa, Cnidaria, Anthozoa, Malacalcyonacea, Plexauridae.
AGGUCUUCGCACAGAAAGAUAUUAAAUGGCCUAGAUUUUGUUCCACGAUAGCAGUGAAACCAUUUUCCAAAGAACAAUUGAAUUUCUUUAAGUUUUCUACACUUGUUCUUGAUGGAUUUCCCAAGGUGUUGCGUCAAAUUUUUAUCACCAUGUGGGACAGCAAGGUUGCUGUAAGACCAGGAUUCAUUCCAUGGGAUGACAGUAUCACGGUACGGAACAUGCUUCUUAAAUCUGAAGGUGGUAAAACAGAUAUACCAACUACGAAAUCAAUCGAGGAGUGGGACUGCACAGCUUUGUUUAAAGCAACAAUCUAUGCCAAAACCUUUGGUGUUUCAGGCAGCAAGGGAUCAACUUUGAAUGAUUUAUAUUUGAAGAAAGUUAAACCACCUUCUGGUUCUUUUCAUUCAUCAGUUCAAAGUUCAACAGGAAAUCAAGAAGAAACCUACGCCUUGGCAAUUGAUCAACUGCGAUUAUUGAGAAACACACUUUGCCAUUCACCCAAACCAGUAAUAGUCAAAACUGAUUUUGAUAACUAUGUUCAAUUGGUAACCAACGCUUUAACAGCAGUCAAUGUUGAUACCGCUUUUGUUGAUACUAUUGGUCAAAUGAGCGAGGAUGAUUUCCCUACAGAGAAAGUUCAAGAAUUACAUGAAUGUCUUUUGAAUGAGUUACGAGCCAACAGUGUGUUUCAUGAGAAUAUGGAGCAGAAAUUGUCCUCUAUUGACGAACGAACAGAUGAAAUGCAUACGUUGAUGAAAAAUAUGAAUCUGGGAGAAAAGGGAAUUGUAUCAGGUAACGUGAAAAUUUUUACCAUGCAUUCAAAGUAUAGUGUCGUGUAAUAGUUAAUUUUGUUCAUUUUUGGAAAUAGGUUUAACUGUAAUCGUAGGUCUUGCCGUAGUCGGGAUUUUUAAAUUUGACAUUUUUUCGUGUUUGUUUACAGAAAACGCACAAGAGUCCGUGCGGAAACCAUUUAAGCAAUUAAAGGGAUAUGGCAACAUAUUUUUUAUUAUUUAAUUUGGAAGAACUUUUAAAAUUAUAUUAUACUCUACACCCUGUAAAGUAUAAAGCAUUUUCUGGAUAAACUGCAUUAACACACACUAACAAGAUAGGAGGCGGGCAUCUCUUUAUUGCCAAAUUUGUCGAACAUAAAUUCGUUACAAUUAAUAAUGUAAAUACAUAUACGCAUAGAAGUCUCUAGUACAAAAAAUUAAAGUUUGUUUCUUGCGUAUUGGCGAAGAGAAUGCCUCGAAUGGCAUACCGUUCUGAAUAACUCUCUUAAAUACCCCCAUUGUUCCAGUUGACGACGUCACAAUGCAUACCACAGUCUCUGUGUACAUUCCGACUUCCGUAACGCCAGAAGAUACAUUGUAAAUCUCCUUUACCGAUUUUGCGUAACUUUAUUAUUUCUUGAGAUAUUUUGAGAGAAAAAAUCACAAAUCAGCGAGCUUUCCGCCAUCUUGGAUUUUGGAGGAUAUGCAUGUUAUAUCAUAAGCAGGGUCACGCAAGUAUUUUAUCCAGAGAGCAAUUCGUUAUUAUGAGCCUUAAACAAGACUUACUGUUAUUUGGUCAUUUAGAUGUAGUUAUAUAUAAUAUGGCUAACCCUGCUUUUGACGUCACUAAAAUCACCGAUAAUGAGAUUGCAUAUAAUUUUAAUAGUUCUUUCAAAUGAAAUAAUAUUAUAUUGCCGUAUCCCUUUAAUAUGAUUAAAGCAUUUAAAGCAAUCUAAAAUUCAAAGUUAGCAACCAGUUAAAGAUCCUGGAGAUGUUUAGCGCUUUUUUCCAACCGGCAACGAUAGUUUUGUUAGUCACCUUGCUAUUGGUCUGAUAAUUUUGCCUGGAAUAAGAGAUGUCAAUGUUACAAGUCUCUAGUGUUAUACAUACGGACGGGCGUAAAACGUUUUUAAGUCUCAAUACAUGUAUGUUUGGCUUUCGAAAGUAACUUUUAGUUACGUCGAACAAAUUAAGUUUGCUAACUAUAGAACAAUCGUUUUCAUAUAUUAAGUUAGAAUCUCUUGUUUAACUACUGAAAAAUUAAUUAAUAGCAUAUUAUUAAACCUAUAGAAACGUUACCCGCGCCAUACGUUCCAAGCCCUGUUCCAUUCUUUACUGGUAGAGAAGACGAAAUUGAAGAAAUUAUAAACCUUGUAGCUGGUCAAUCAACACGACUGUUAAACAUCUGGGGAUCUCCUGGAUUUGGUAAAACAUCUACAGCUAUUGAAGUAGCACGCUAUCUUUUGUCUCUCAGCAGCCCUGUGUAUUUUUUUAAAUUGCAGGGUAUUGGAACAGUAGAUGAAUUUUUAUCUAAAAUUUUAAGUAUUUUUAAGAGUAAUUUAGCAGAUAUUAGUCUAAGACCUAUAGAUAAGGUAGUAAGUAUUUUUAGAGAAAUUUCGUCCCGAAUUUUUCUUAUAUUUGAUAACCUUGAUGAUCUUCUGUCAAGUGAAAGCAGUUCCGUUAAACUUAUGUGUUUAUUUGAAGAAUUAUUAGACAGUAAUGUUAACAUUAAUAUAAUUUUUACAACAAGGGAGCUUUUAGAAAAUAUGCGCGAUCAAAUAGAAAGUUAUCGGGACAUCCGAAUUCGACCCCUUCAUCCAGUUUCAUCUGCUGAAUAUGUUCGUCAACUUCUUCCUUCAUUUUCUGAAAGUAUUGUUGCAAAUGUGGCUAGAAUUUCUUCCCAUGUUCCUCUGGCAAUGAAACUCGUUGCUUCGAUAGUUGAAAACAAUAAUGAAGAUAUGGCGAAUAAAAUACUUGAAGAAUUAAGUCUUUCGGGAAAUCUUUUAGAGAUAGGCAGGUCCUACGAGCAAAACAUGAAAAGGGUUUUCGAGACUCCUUUUGAACAGCUGCCAUUAAGUGAUAAGCAUGCGCUGAUUUCGUUAACCGUGUUUGCAUCCCCUAGAAUAAGUAAGGAUGCUGCAGUUGACGUUAUUUUUGAUGAAAUUGGAGUUGCGAAAGCUGUGCGGAGCCUUAAAACACUUGUGAAGAAAUCACUAAUUGAUGAAGAUUCCUGUGGAGAAUAUUACUCUAUUCACCCUCUCAUUCAUUCUUUUGUUGUAGAUAAAGCAAAACAAAGUGAUUUUGAGAACGUUUUCCAAUCCUCUAGAAUUCGUUUCUGUAGGUACUACUUACUUCUUUUUGAAAGGAUUAACGACGAUUUUCUUUCUGGGAAGUCGGUGGACACUGCCGAACUGGAAGACGCACUGAAGCAUCUGUCGACUACCAUGCGUUAUUUUAUGACAACUACAUGUAGUUUGGAAAAUUUCCAAGAACUUUUUUGCAUCCUAUCCAAGUCUGAAAUAUUUCUGUUUUUUAUUGGUGGAUCGCUAGAUCUAGAUAUUCCCAAAUUAUAUGAUUUUGCUAUUGAAAAAUGCAGAACACAGCAAUAUAAUUACGCUUACUCAAAGUUGUAUGUCAGCAAAUGUUUUCAAAAUAUUGUCUUUUCUAGCCUUCUCUCCGAGUUUGAAUAUGUAGAAAUACCUGAACAUAUACGUGAAGACGUCAUGUUGUUAUCGGAUGGUAGUGCAGCAAAAUUAGGCUGUUAUGAAGGAAUUUCACUUAUUUCCAAAAGAAAUAUAAAGUCAGGUAUUGAAUGUAUUGAAAAACAUGUCGAUGGUUUACAAGCUUGCGCUGAUCAAAAACUUGUAAAAUGCUUAUGCUUGCAGCUCCUUGCUCUUUUUUAUACUGAUUUAAAAGAAUGCAGCAAGUCGAGCAAAUUUAGUAGAGAAGCCAUCGAGGUUUGUAAAGAUAUUGGUAACUACAAUCUCUUUCUAACUGGUGAUUUUCAGAAAACUUUAUUCUUGACGCAAAAGGAAUAUAAAGGCGAGCAAUUAAUAUUGUUUGUCUGUCUUUUAUUUGUGUGGUCAAAUGAGUUUUUAAGUAAAGACACACAACUUUACUUUUUAAACCUUGUUCAUCAAUUAGAGCAGCAGCUAGAAAAUAAGGCAUACAAUGCUCCACAGUAUUUAUUUCGGAUAUUCACAUACGGUGAUGUUAUUUUAGCUGGUCUUGGUUUUCGUGUAGGACAAGAACGUCUUCUGGAUGAAAAGAUCACGUUUCUAAAAAAAUCAGUGAUGUCUGAUAAUUGUUGUUCCUUGACAGAUAGAACAUUUCCGAGUAUGUCGGAGGUGUGUUCGACUUUAUCUCCUAAGCGAUUGCUUAAUUGCUAUACUUUCCAAAUGAUGAUGGACGGUAAAGAAAAUAAGCAAGGUCCAAGUGUUCUUGAAACAUGCCGUAACGCACUUGAUCUUUCGCUUCAACAAUAUGGUAAACAACAUUGGAACACCGCGUUUUGUUACCACAAAAUGGGCUUGGCUGAGAAUAAUGUUGGGAAAUAUAUAUCUGCUCUUAAUGCAUUUGAUCAGGCUCUUGAAAUCAUGACAGCCACUCAUGAUGGGAGCAGCAACAGUAUUGCUGAUCUAGCCGAAGUUUAUAUCGGGAGAGGAGAAGCGUAUAAAUGCCUAAAAAAAUUUGAAUUCGCUGUUGCAUCUUUUGAAGAAGCACUUAGAAUAAAAAGAAAAUUGUGCGAUGAAUGUACUGAAGAAGUCGCUCAAAUCUUAUUUUUGCUAGGGGAUUCGCAACAGUGUUUCAAUGAUUUAUCUUCUGGUCUUGCAACACUUGAACACGCUCUGCAAAUAAGGAAAACGUUGUAUGCUGAGAAGCCAAGCUCGAGUGGGUAUGUAAAUGUUUUAGCAUGUUACUGUAUUAUAGGACAGGUGCAUAGCGCGCUUGGCAACAACACUGAAAGUAUAAAAUAUUUUAAAACUGCACUUGAAGUUGGCACGGAUUGCGAUCAAGAACGUUCAGUUAUGCAAAGUCAUAUUUUUGUGCAACUUAUACAUUUGAACGUAGACGAAAACGUGUACAUGGAAUUGUUGGAAAGUUGUUUACCAGUGAUUAAGGGAAAUUAUAGGUCGUUCUUACCUAUACUGUAUUUAAGAUUAGGUUCAAAACAAAUUGAGUCUGGAAAAUAUAAAGCUGGUCUAGCGUCCUUUCAAGAAGCUUUUGACAUUGAGUUAGAGAUCACACUAAAAAGCAAUUUUGCUAUUCGAGUGUCGACGGUUUCAUGCUACAUUCCAAUGGUUAAAACUUUAAUUAAUAUCGAGAAGUUUAAAUUGGCGAGAAAAGCAAUUGAGAGAGCUAUCCAAAUGGCAGAAUCACUUCCUGAAGGUACACAUCAUCUUUGGGUUUUUCGAUGUUAUACGUGGAAGGGUCGCAUUCAAAACACAAUGCGGAAAUACAAUACAGCAAUUGAUUCCCUUAAACACGCACUUCUGGAACUUCCAAAAAUUUCUCACGAAUCCUGUGAUAACCUCGAAGAAUUUGAGUGUCAUAGGGCGAUAGCAACAGCUUAUUUCUGUGUUGGAUCUUAUAAAGAUGCGCUUUCGUCGUUCUAUGACGCAUUGUCUGUCAUUAAAGAUAUUUGUUCAAAGGGAAGCGUAGCUGAAGCACAAGUAUAUCUCGCUGUGGCCAUGGUCGCCCAAAAAAUGAAAAACAAAGUUUUGGAAGUGAGUAAUUUGCGCUGGGCGUACAAGAUGUAUUCCAACGUUCUAGGAGAAACCCACUCCCAGACACAAGUAACCUAUAUUGCAUAUGUCAGAGCUCUUAUAGGUUUACGUUAAUUGCCAUAUAAUCAUACCAAGUGAAAUCGUAAACAUCAAUGUUUGGACUAUCAACAGCGUAUUGUUGGACACAGUCGAUUGUUCAUUUAUGAACUUAAAGUUCAUUGCUGCACUUCGCUAAUAUUCGUAUAUACAGGAUUGCAUUUGUACAGUUUUUUUAGAGUUCACCACUUAAGGACUAUUCUUAGUAUUUCCUGCAGGAAUUAGCUUCAAUUUUUUCCAUGACAAUUAGAAUUUGCAUAGCCGGGUAGUUCCGGCCGGAACCCUGAUUUUUGCGAGAUCCGGUUCCGGCCGGAACUGGUUGAAAAAGCAUGGCCGGAACCGGAACUCUGUUAUUUUCAGAGAGUUGGAAUAUCGAAUUUAUUUAUUAAAUAAAAUUGAUCAAACAGACUGAAAAGUCUAAUUUUAACAACUGCAUGUGAAGUAUAAUUAACAUACCAAUUUAUCAAACAGACCAAUUAUCACGAAGCCGUGAAAAGCGAAAUUAACGUGUGUUUUUACGUAUACAUUUAUACACACUUUAUAUGCAAACAUAUAAAAAACUUGCCACAGUAAAUGUUUCUGUUAUAAGUGUUAACAAUAACUUUAAACAAUAUAACGUCAAUAAGACCAAGAGCCAUUAAAAUGAGUCAAAUGACACGUCUUUCAUGACUACAGUACAUUAGUGUCCCAACUAGUUAACAGUUUGGGAAUCGAGGAAGAUUGUGGUGCAGGAAUAGUAACUGUUCACCAUUUCGUGGAAGAAGGCGUGCACGAUGCUCUUCAAAGACGUUACCAGCUUCGGAGAAGAGGCGUUCUGAAUAAACAGAUGAUGCUGGACAGGAUAGGUACCGACGCGCUACUUUGGCAAUGGUUGGAUAAACUGAUUUCUCUUCUCUCCAGAAACUUAAAGGGUCUUUGCACCUUUCAACAGUUGGAGUCAGAGUGUAUCUGUCUACUUCACUUGCCAACUCAGAAAGACUUGGUCCCUUCGGCUUUUUCCGGCGCACUCUGGAAACUUCGGUUUGAUCAUAGGUUUGAUCUCUUUCAGAAUUUUCUUCUUCUCUGCAACUUUCUUCAUCAUCAGAACUUUCUUCUGCAGAACUGACUUCGUCAUAGCACUUCAGAAAAUCAAUAUGAAUUUCCUCUUUAAGCGAUUUGGGUGCGUUUGUAUCUCUUCGUCGUCUCGCAGCCGUUUCUCCUUCGAUUGGCUUAUUUCCAGCCAAUCCAGCGGCCUCUUGGGUAUUGUUGUCUUCGUCUGCCGCGUGUGUAUUGGUAUUAGCUGGCGCAACUGCUGCUUGAAGUUGCAUCUCUUCUAGAAGCCACUUCUUGGCAGAUUCCUUGUUGUUCAGGAACUUUAAUUUGUAGCGUGGAUCAACCACCGUUGUGAUGACAUAAUUCUUGUCAUCUUUGACAUUUAAUUUGUUGGGUAAGCAUGAAAGAAGCCGUUGUCGGAGGGCGUUUCGUAUCUCAGUUUUAGUAGUUUGCACUCCACUAUCAUGACCAUGCUUCGACAAAUAUCGAUCAAGGGCAACGACAUGAGGUAUAACGUCACCUAGCGUCGACUUCUCAGAGCUAACUUGCUUAGUAAUCUCAAAGAAAGGUUGAAGUAUGCGCAGAAUUUUCUCACACAGAUUCCAUUCGUUUAAGCUAAGAACUGGGACAUCGUGGUUAGCAGUGUAAAUCUGAAGUGGUCGCUAUAGAGUCAAUGCUCUUUCAAGCAUAAGGUACGUGCUGUUCCACCGUGUUGAAACAUCUUGGACUGGGAAUAAUGGUAGAUUAAUUCCUUGCUCAGCUUGAAGAUUCUUCAGUUCAUUGCGAGCCAGGCUUGAAUGAUUAAAAUGAGUAGCAAUACGACGGACCUUUGCACAAAGAUCGAUAAUAGUACGCUGACUGAAGAUGGAAUCUUUCACUACGAGAUCAAGAAUAUGAAGAAAACAGUGCACACUUGCUACAUUUGCCAAACGAAGUCCCAAAGCCAUAUUAGAUGCCCCGUCACGUACAAGGAUGUGCUGCCUCUCCUCAGAAAUCUCCCACUCUCUCAUCAUCUUACUGACCAUUUGAUCAAUAUUUUCCGCAGUGUGAGAACCAGGAAAAUGCUGUGCGCUGAGAACACCGCUGCAACGUUGGAAUUCCUCGUCGACCCAGUGCGCUGUUAGCGAGAUAAACGAUUCGACUGAAUGUUGACUGGUCCAAAUAUCAGACGUAAAUGAAACAUGUGGGGCAUGAAUUUCAUCCAGUUGAGCUAAGAGGCGGGCUUUUAUCUCCUUGAAGGUCUUAGGAAGCAUAACAUCCGAGAAGUAUCUUCGACUUGGUAUCAUAUACUUUGGUUGAACAUGGGCUAGUAACUCAAUGAAGCCUUGGUCUUCAGCGAUUGAGAAUGGCUGAUUGUCCAUGGCCAUCAUAUUCAUGACUUUUUGGUGAAUGGAUACAGAACGGUUAUCGUUGAUAUCCCAUACUUUUUCUGGCUGAAGCUUUCUCCCAGGGUCAUCUGAUUUAUAGCGGUCAGCUUCCUCUGCUUUGGAGACGGACCAGACGGUCCUGUAUCUGCUUUCUCUUCCGUUCUUGACUUCGCUUCGCGUAGCGCCGUUUCUUCUGCCUUGCGAUAUUCUACCGCGUGCAUGGAUUUCAUAUGCUUAUGCAGUGGAGAUGUGCUGAAAUCCUUGGGAAGACAUCCGACUUUUCCUCUCCGUAAUCCUUUCAAACAAAGUUUACAUUUCGCAACUGUAUCCGACUUGUCCUCGACAGUGAAAAACUGCCAAAUUAUUGACAUGACUUUUUGAUCUUAAAACAAAUGGAUUAAUUUAAUUAUUGUUCCUUAUUCAACUCUAACGGUUUUAAUAAUCCUUGGAAGUUUGUUAAAAAAGUGUUCAAAUUAAUAAAUAUAAAUGAUAUUUAACAAAAAGGCAAAAAUAUAUUUAAAGUUUCGUUUUCAAUAUGAUAAAAAGUUGCCGAUUUAAAAACCUCAAAACGUAAAUAUAAUUGUAUGGUUUUACUCUUACUUACGUGAUCAAAAAUAUGCAAUCUUUGAAAAUUAGUAAUACUCUUGAGUCUUGUCUUCUUUAUAGCACAGCCCGUUUGUAGUUUUUCCCGGUUUUCCUUGUGUUUUUCGUAUAAUAUUAAUAUUUUAAAAAUAUGUUUAUAAUACUUAAUUUUUUUAUAACAUAAAAAUAUGGUCAGCGGUUUUGAAUGGUGGAUUAUGGAAAGUACUUCAUAUAACAAGCACAUACAGAUAAUUUAAUCAUUUCAUAUAUUCAUAUACCAUAAUUAUAAUUUACACCAUUACGUCGAUAAUAAUCAAUAUUUAAUUUUAUUUUUUCCAACUCCCCCCCCCCCAGCUCUUGAUACCUAUGACCAUAUAUGGCUAACAAACUAAGUUCCGGUUCCGGCCGGAAGUUCCGGCCGGAUUUCUUUGCCAGUUCCGGUUAAAUCCGGUUCCGGCCGGAUCUUAAAAUAUUGGUUCCGGUGCACCCCUACAUGACAUCUUGAUUUCAACUGUAGCUUGCACAUAACUUAGUCAUGUCCUAGUAUGAAACUCCGCAAUUAUUGAAAGUGUUUAAUUAAUAGCAUGCUUUUUGGAGAGACUAUUACUUCUUUUCAAGGUUUAACUGUGGAACCUCCAUAUUUUCAUUCAUAAACCAAGUUGUUAAGGAGCAUUUAAUUUCAAGGAGCAUCUAACAAGCUUUGUCUUACGAACAAUUUUUUUAAAACGUGUGGGCAGCAGGGAGAGGUAGAGGAAUGCAACAUAUAAUGCCUUGCUUGGCGUGUUCCUGUUCAUCUACUCUUUAAUACAACCUAUUUUGCAACAAAAACUACUACAACAAUAACUGCAGCACCAAUAGUGAAACAAUUAACAGACAUAAGGUGUUCGAAGUUCAGGUGAAUAAGGGCGAAGAUUUGACAUUUGGUGGGGAUGGAUCCAGCCAUAUCUGGUGGAGGGUGCUCGUCCAGUUGCGAUAAAGAUGUCUGAGGGAUCGAGUUAUGGCAGCAAGGCCCUAGUUCACAGUCUUGCAUUUCACAAUCAUGUCACUGUCUUAUCUUGCUCUAAAUCUAAGUGCUUUUCCAAGUCUGAAAAUGGAAUGGAUACGGAAAUUACCCCCCUCUUCUGAUAAAGGCUAGAGAGGGUGUUCAGCGCACUGAUUCUCCAGUACAUGUCAGUCGAUCAUGCAGACUGUUCCGUUUGCCACUGUUCAUUUCACAUUUCAGACAAUGAGGAAUCUGACGCCUUUUUUCGCCUAAUGAGGAAUCUGACGCCAUUCUCUCACACCGCUAGCCCCAGCUUCGAUAUUGUAAAAAAUAAGUAAAACUGGGUUACAACGUUCGACAAACAUUCUUAUUCCAAAUUGAACUUUUAUUCUUCUAUCACAUGUGGAGGAACAUCGACCGGAAAACCUAGCCAUUGUGUGCUUCAAUUGAUUUAGUUUAUAAUUCCAAAAUUACUCGUUGUGAGUUUAAAGAUGUUUCCAGCUUGCACGUUUCGAGCAUAGUCGAAGAAGCGUUUAUUCCAAAGGCGGACGGGACGAAGGUAUUGAAGAUUUUUUCUCCUUUAUUAUGUCAAAAUUGACUUAACCUUUAAAAUUAAAAUAACCUUUUUCAUACGAAAAAUGAGAUUGGAUGUCUGGGGUGAGACGAGGAUUAUGAUCUCGCUAACGUAACUGUUGUAAGCAAAAGAGCUAGAAAAUUCAUGUUUUUUGCUAUCUUAUUAACAAAUUUUGGGCAGUGGUCAAAUUAUUUCCUGCAAUAAAUUGUUGCAAUAAAUAAUUGGAUUUCCUGCAAUAAAUGUCAGAAUAACAAUUGGUAUUGUCUCGGUUAGCAGGGGUUAGGAACAAUUAUAUAUGACAAAAUCAUGGCUUUCAGGCAGGACCUGCGAAGAAAAUCUAGAUAAUCUUUGAAUUUUAUUUUUUUUAAACAAACUUUUUAAGUACAUGAAAUGAAUUAUGACUACAACUAGAAAAUACAUGCAUGCAGAAACCCUCGCCUUGCUGACAAACAGACAAAACCAUUGUAUUUUCCGAACAUGAAGUAUCUGAAGUAGUUGUCAUGGUAACACGAUAAUUUUUUAAGAAUAUUCUUACAAAUGAAAAAUCGCCUAAAAAAUAUCACUUUUAAUUACAAAAGUAUUAAUUCCCCAACAUAUAUAUGUUAGGUAUGUUAUUAUACGUAAUAUAAGCCUCAAUUUAAGGUAAAAUUCAACCACAAACGCUUCGCAAAACGUUUUAAAGUCAC